GCCGGGGUUUACCUAAGCUGGGGUCCAGAUCACCGAUUCAUUCAUUCACUCAUUUAUUCGCUCACACAUUCAGUCAUUCACAUACUCAGUCGCCUACUAAUUCACUCAUUUACGUAGCCAUGUACUCAUUGUGUGCACUUAUUCGCUCACACAUUCAGUUAUGCACGUACUCAGUCACGUACUAAUUCACUCAUUUACGUAGCCAUGUACUCAUUGUAUGCACUCAUUCAUUCACUCAUUCAGUCAUUUACAUACUCAGUCACGUACUAAUUCACUCAUUUACGUAGCCAUGUUCUCAUUGUAUGCACUUAUUCAUUCACUCAUUCAGUCAUUCACAUACUCAGUCACGUACUAAUUCACUCACUCAUUUACGUAGCCAUGUACUCAUUGUAUGCACUCAUUCAUUCAGUCAUUCACAUACUCAGUCACGUACUAAUUCACUCACUCAUUUACGUUGCCAUGUACUCAUUGUAUGCACUUAUUAACGUAACUACUCGUUCACUCAUUCAUCCGCGCGAGGGUCGCCGCCACCCUUCCCGUGGAGCCAACCCGGGAUGUGCUCCUCGGUCGACAACUCGGCCCAGCAUCAAACAUUACUCAGCCGUCUACUGUCUGAAUGAAGUUCAACGCAAUCGCGAUUCCCAGAUCUGGGUAAAGAUCAAGUCGUGCCAGCACACCCAACGCAAACGGAAUGCCAUUUCACGGACUUUGCGGUUGACACCCGGGCAUGUGGCGACCCUACUCCGCUACUCACGAGUCCACCUCCAUCCCUUAAUGAGCACGGUGGACUCAGCGGCCUUGUAAACGUUGCACCAACGUUGGUGCAACGUUGUUCCAACGGUUCCAAGCCCGUGCCAACGUUGGACCUAACGUCGCCGUGUCCGCCAGUUGUAGAGCUAAUCGGAAAGUUACGAAUUCAAAUCCCGGUUGAGAGGAUUGGCUCGGCCCCAUCAUCACCCCGUGCCCUUAUAAAUCUCACGUCCAUCCUACAAAGUCCCAUCAUCACAAGGGAGACACACAAACAAAUAGACAAUUAAUGUUUUGUUGCCCGUAUUGAAACGGCUGUACGCCGUAUAGACCUGAAGAAUACGGGGUAAACCGCGUGGGUUCAGAGGUUUGAUAUUGCAGCGACGUGAACCGCCGUUGUCUCACGGGGAGACUCGCUCCUGCCAUAGUGACGUGGAUUUCCCACCACUGGCUCAGAGUUGUUAACAGGAGAGCACCAAUGUCUCAGUGGCAGUACUCAUUUGUGGAGGAAGUCGCCGCUGACUGAAUGGCUUAAUGAGCACUGCCUGAAUUACAACUGCAAAUGUGCACGGCGAUCAAUUUACAGAUACCCCACCGAUUUCCAACGACCUCAACAGGUGAUUGAACGCUGUGAAAGUGGUGGCUCCAAUUUCUCACGGAGGACGUUGCGCGCGUGUUGAGGUUGGCAGAGGCUCUGAGAUAGCACGCUGUUUUUCUCGACAGUAAUUUAUCAAAAUAGAAAACGUUGUACCCCGUGAGUGCAGAGCCGAGGAUGGAAUUUAUUGAGGAAGAACAAUGAACGGGAAGGGGAAGGGAGUAGAGGAAUGGGGAACGAGAGGAAAAGGAUGUUAAAGGAAUUUAAAAACGGGACCAAGGAGCCAGGAGAGACGAGGAUCGGAAGGAAGAGGCUGCAUCCGCACGUCCGAUUAGCACGGUGCGAAAAAAAGUUCAACAUCAGGGCCUCGAUGCUUCAUGGAGCGUCGUCUGUUUUCACAGCGGGCGGCGGGGAGAGGGCAGGGAUUGAGACUGGGAGUGGCCACACAAGUUGUCACGUGGUUCACAGGAGGCCUGCAGCUGAUGUGGAUACUGUGUUACCGUCUGUGCCCCCGCAGAGCGCGCCCCCCUUCAAGGCGGCGAUCAACGAGGCCUGCGACCGCAUCAAAGAGGAGUUCCAGUUCCUGCAGGCGCAGUACCACAGUCUCAAGCUCGAAUGCGAGAAGCUCAGCAAUGAGAAGACGGAGAUUCAGAGGCACUACGUGAUGUACUACGAGAUGUCCUACGGCCUCAACAUCGAAAUGCACAAGCAGAUGGAGAUCGUGAAAAGGCUCAACGCGAUAUGUGCGCAGAUAAUGCCGUUCCUCGCUCCAGAACACCAGCAGCAGGUGCUGCAGGCGGUGGACAGGGCCAAGCAAGUGACCAUGGCGGAGCUGAACACCGCCAUCGGACACCAGCAGCUGCAGGCGCAGCACCUGGUCCACGCCCACGGCGCCAUCGCUCUCCCGCAGCACCACGCCUCGCCGCUGCCGCCCCCGGCGUUGCCCACGCCGCCCGCCGGCGCCGCCCUCGUCGGCGCCAACGGUACCGGAAGUGGCGGCGGCGGCGGAGGUGGACUGAUGGUGCUGUCGGGCCCGCUAGGAGCCUCGUUGUUGCACCAGCUACCUGCCGACAAGGGCCACCAUGGCCUCCUGCAGGGACAGCUCCACCUACAGCAGCAGCACCACCACCAGCAGCAGCAACAGCAAGGAGAGCGUGGCCAGCGAGGCGACGGCGACCGAGAGAUGCGCGUGAGCAAAUCCAUCUCGCCGUCGGGCAGUCUGAGGGACGCGGAGAAGUUUCGGCUCUCGGCCAACUACGGCGGCGAGGCCAAGAAGCACCGCGUGGAUGUCAAGGACCCGGCAGCCAACCACUAUGACAGCGACGCGGCCAGGAGUGACGACAACCUCGUGGUGGACAUCUCUAACGAGGAGGCUUCCUCUCCCCGGGUGGGGAGCCCGGGACCCGGCGGCAUCGGCGUCAGCGUGGCACCACCGCAGGAGAACGGUCUCGAUCGGCUUCCCGGGGGCCGGAAGGAGGGGGGCGGCGGUGGCAGCGGUGGCGGCGGGGGGCCCCCCCAAAGCCCCGCUUCGGUGGCAUCCAGCAGCAGCACCCCCUCGUCACGCUGCAAAGAUGCUGGCCAGGUGGAGAAGGCCAUCACGCCGGUGUCGGUGCUGGGCGACUCCCUUGGGGUCGCCGGCACCGGCGGAGGAGGUGCUGUCAGCUUGAGGCCUCUCCUGGGGAAACCGCCUGGCGCCAUCCCCCUCGCUGGCUGCGGCUUCCGGGUUCCCCUGGCGGGCGGAGGCGCGGGGGGGGGCGGCCCCCCCUUCGUCGGGGGCGGUGGCGUCGGCGCCCCCUUCGGGAUUGCUCCCCACCCGGGCGCCAACGGGGAGACGAGCGCGCCGGGGCCCGGCCGUUAUGGACCUCCCGGCGUCCAUCUACACGGCCUCGCCCCACACGCGAGCGCCCUCGCCGCCGCCGCCACGGCCGCCACCUACGGCCGCUCGCCCGUGAUGGAGUUUGAUCCGCACGCACACAUGAGGGUCCACGCGGCGGCCACCCCGGGCCUCACUGCUGGCCUUGCCACCAAGCCGGCCUACUCAUUCCACGUAAGCGCCGAUGGGCAGAUGCAGCCGGUGGCGUUCUCCGGGGACGCGCUGGCGGGCCCCGGCGUGCCACGGCGCGUGCGGCUCGUGAGCGCCCUGCCGCACGGCGAGGUGGUGUGCGCCGUCACCAUCAGCAGCGCCGCACGCAGCGUCUUCACCGGCGGCAAGGGCUGCGUUAAGAUCUGGGACGUGGCCCAGCAGCAGCAGCAGCAGCACCACGGGGGCAAGGCAGCGCCCGUGUCGCAGCUCGACUGCCUGAACCGCGACAACUACAUCCGCUCAUGCAAGCUGCUGCCGGACGGGCGCACACUGAUCGUGGGCGGCGAGGCGAGCACCAUCUCCAUCUGGGACCUGGCGGCGCCGACGCCGCGCAUCAAGGCGGAGCUCACGUCGUCGGCGCCUGCGUGCUACGCGCUCGCCAUCAGCCCCGACUCCAAGGUGUGCUUCUCCUGCUGCAGCGACGGCAACGUCGCCGUGUGGGACCUGCACAACCAGACGCUUGUCAGGCAGUUCCAGGGCCACACGGAUGGCGCCAGCUGCAUCGACAUCUCGCACGACGGCGCCAAGCUGUGGACGGGCGGCCUGGACAACACGGUGCGAUCUUGGGACCUGCGCGAGGGACGGCAGCUGCAGCAGCACGACUUCACCUCGCAGAUCUUCUCGCUGGGCUACUGCCCGACGGGCGAGUGGCUGGCCGUGGGCAUGGAGAGCAGCAGCGUGGAGGUGCUGCACAACAGCAAGCCUGACAAGUACCAGCUGCACCUGCACGAGAGCUGCGUGCUGUCUCUCAAGUUCGCCCACUGCGACGACAACCCAUGAAGACUUCGUCGGAUGAAGGGGAUGAAGAGGGGAUCAUUCCCCAGACAGCCCAUGCUGUUGCAGCCCCAGAGAAAGAGAGCGAGGCGGUGCUGCCGGCGGAGCAGCGACAAGAGUUUUACGCCACAGCCUUUCCGCAAUCGGGGAGAGACCGCGGGGCGUGCCGCACCCGCCUCGCCGAGCUGCUGGCUGCCGUGGCAGUGUUGGUCUCUGAGCUGGGCCACGACGAGCCGCCGCCAGAGACCGGAGUGCCAGAGCUUAGAGGGGUCAACGCCGCAGCCGCCAUUUCCCACGCGCGGGAAUCUUCGGACGAGCAGCCCGCGCGCACCGCCGCCAUUUGGCGAUCGGGUGGGAAGAUCUUCCCACCGUCUCCGAAUCUCCACAACUGCCGACUAUUGCGGUUCCACCUCUCCGGCGAUGACUCCCAUUCAUCAAAGAGUUUAUGGCGUCGGAUGGCGACAGGGAAGCGUUCAGGAGGCGCGUCAUGGCGAACUGUGAGUUGGCGGGUUGGACGGCGGUGGAGGCGCUCCGUGCUCUCCCCACUGCACUAGAUGACAAUGCCUUGGCGGCAGUCUACGUCAUUCCCUCCGCCGACAGGGACACGUUGCCGCGGGCCUUCAUGCAGAUGGCAGCGAUUUUUGAUCCAUCAUCCAACGUUCGUCAGAAAUUUGCCGCGCGGACUCUAGGGGAAUCAGAGACGCAUCUCGCGUUCCGCAGCGCUUUGCUAUUAUUGGCACAGGCGGCAUUUCCAAAAAUGGAACAGGAUGGGUUGGACUCCCUAGUUCUGGAGCGCUUGCUGGCAUGUUGUUCUGCAGGCUACAGAGGAUGUAAAUUUAUCUUCUCUUUAUAUCGCACCGAUGCCUCCAAGCACAUUUUAUUCUUCAACGCCGAGCGGGGGUGGCGGCGUGCACCGGUUCUUUCUUUGCUCCGGAUGCACCCGAAGAUGUGGAAGAUUCUCAAGUAUGCACGUCGAGCAACGACGACCGAUGGAGGAAGGUCGACGCGGGGCGACGAGGAGGGCGAGACCAGCGGAGAGGGACCUUCUCUCGCCCGAGGAGCAGCCCCGUCAUCUGCUUCGACUGCGGCCUGCCGGAGCACAUCGUGAAGGGAUGCCGCGCUGUGCGAGGAGGACUCCCUGGACCACCAUCGUCCUCCACCUGGUUGUCCUCUUCUCUACCGGGCCUCCAG
Molecule: messenger RNA, 5390 nt
Organism: Petromyzon marinus (sea lamprey)
Lineage: Eukaryota; Metazoa; Chordata; Hyperoartia; Petromyzontiformes; Petromyzontidae
Source: RefSeq, a predicted model, not a curated record